Molecule: messenger RNA, 440 nt
Organism: Rhipicephalus microplus (southern cattle tick)
Lineage: Eukaryota; Metazoa; Arthropoda; Arachnida; Ixodida; Ixodidae
Product: longicornsin
Source: RefSeq, a predicted model, not a curated record
GAAAACACUUGCGUGACGACCAAGACGUUCGGGUUAUUGCGUUUCUCUCGGAGUCGCUCCCGAACCGCAGCUGAACACGGCUACAGAGAAAUAAGACAUCGAGGCGGCAGGUGCGACGCUGCUACUGAACUGAACGCAUCAUGGUCGGCCAGGCGACGACAUUGUGCUUUCUUCUGCUCGUUGCAGGAUGGGUAACGGCCGUCAUGAGCGAGGAAGCCCACCAGAAUAAAGGUCCUCCUGACCUUGCUUGUGUGCGGGGAAAGGUUUCCAUCUGCAAAAAGAGGUGCAGGGAAAACCACCCUGAACGCACGGGCUACUGCAAGAACCACCACAGCUGCGUGUGCAUAACAGCCCCGCCCGGCCACAGUUCAUGAUGGGCUGAAGGUACUCGACUAUACGUGCCAAAAGGGCGUCUUUCAAUAAAAUAAGGCCCUCUCUAG